AUGGGCAAGAAGAGCUAUCAGAACUAUGGGAAGACCUUCCGCAAGCCGAAGCGCCCCUUCGAGAAGGAGCGUUUGGAUGGAGAGAUGAAGAUCAUUGGCGAAUAUGGUUUGAAAAACAAGCGUGAGGUCUGGCGAGUCCAGUAUGCGCUGGCGAAGAUCCGCACAGCUGCCCGCACACUCCUGACCCAGGAGGAGCGCAGCGAAACGCGCAUCUUCCAGGGAGAAGCUUUGCUGCGUCGCAUGGUUCGUCUUGGUCUUCUGCUGGAGUCGGAGAAGAAGCUGGACUUUGUCCUAGGGCUCACAACUGCGAAGAUCAUGGAGCGCAGACUCCAGACGAAGGUGUUCAAACUCGGCCUUGCUAAGUCCAUUCACCAUGCGCGCACCCUGAUUCGUCAAAGACACAUCCGCGUGGGCAAGCAGAUUUGCGACAUCCCAUCAUUCCUGGUCCGAUUGGACAGUGAGAAGCACAUUGACUUUGCCCUCACAUCGCCAUUCGGUGGUGGCCGGCCAGGGCGUGUGCGCCGCAAGAUGGCGUCCAAAGGUGGCGGAGGUGGAGGCGAUGAUGAGGAGGCAACGGCUGGAGUGCAGGGAUCGCAGGGAUUGCAAUGGGUUCCAGCUGGAACGACUGCUUUCACCAGGUGUAUACUCCAUCCUCCGCUGACGCCUCCCCCAGCUUUCACAGCUCCGAAGUUCAAUGAGCUGAUCAUCUACGAGCUGCAUAUCGGCAGCUUUGUUUCCGAAGCAGACGAACGACGAGCUUUCGCUGCAACAAGCGAGAAGCUCGAGCACAUAGCAUCUUUGGGCUUCAACUGCAUUCAGUUCAUGCCCACAGCUGGUUCCGGCUUGUUUGCCAGUGCUUGUGAAGCAGCAGUUCGUGAAGCUGGUAGGCACAGCCUCGGCAUGGCCGUGCUCUUUGACGUCGUUCUCAAUCAUGGCUCAUCAAAGAUGAACGUUCUUUGGAAUUGGGACGGCUUUGGCCCCGACAACUGUGGAGGAAUCUAUUUCGAGGGCGAGAAGGAUACGCCUUGGGGAAAGCGCUUUGCCUUUCACAAGGCCGAAGUGCAGGACUACCUGAAGCAGUCUUGCCGGACUUGCAUUGAAGAGUACGGGGUGGACGGCUUGCGGUUCGACUCCGUGCACAACAUGCCUUGGUGGCUGUUGCAGCAGCUGACUUUUGAGAUCAAGGCGCACUAUCCAGACAAAAUCCUCAUCGCGGAGAUCACGCCGGAGAACCCGAAGGUGCUUCACGAUGCCGGGUUCCACUCUUGCUGGUUGCAUGCUACCCACUUUGAUUCGGUCAAGAUCAUGAAGGGCUCUGAUGGAGGCGCCGAUCCGAACAAGCGGCUGGGCAUGCUGAAAAAUAUGGUCGCCCCUCACGGCUUUGGAAACAUUGGCGGAGUGCACUCCUUGCUUGGAUCGCACGACCAGAUUGGAGACAGGCAUAACGGAAAUCAAGACGGGCACGGAACCCAUCGCUACUACGUCAGCCGGCUUGGCGGCAAGGGCAACUGGCAUGCGCGUGCGCAGUGCCGUGCGUGGUUUGGGUUCCAGAACUGUUGUAAAGGCCUCCCGAUGACCUUUAUGGGUACCGAGAAUCUCCAGGAAGAUUGGUGGCAUGUUGACAAGCAUCAUCGGCUCAACUGGGGACUGCUUGAAGGCGGCGAUCCGCACACGGCAGAGAUGCGAGCAUUCGUAACUGCUUCUAACAAGUUGAGAGUCUCAUGCGAGCCGCUCACACGGGACGAGGUCAAGUUUGUCCAUGAGGAUGGUGGCAGCACCAUCUUGGCCUUUAUGCGCUGGACCCAGGAGACGGCAGCACUUUGCAUUGCCCACCUGGCUGAGUCCCAGUGGGAAAGCGCCGCUCAGCUCCGGAAGAAAUUUCUUGUUGUUAGCACUGGCUGGGGUGGAGGAAGAACCUGGAAGCUGGUUUUGAACUCCCAGGCCAAAGAGCCGGAGCCUCUGCGGGACUGGAGUAUAUAUUAUGUAUAUUAUGUAUAUUAUUAA
Molecule: messenger RNA, 2004 nt
Organism: Symbiodinium sp. CCMP2456
Lineage: Eukaryota; Dinophyceae; Suessiales; Symbiodiniaceae
Source: the annotation of a GenBank genome assembly